GGUAAACAAACACGCGCACGCGUGUGUUGUGGAGUGUGCCAUACCGCCGUCUUUCUCACCUUGAAGCGUUUGCAUGGUUUGCGCCUCAUCUUAUAGCUAGGCUUUUGAACAGUCAGGGCAAGUAUACAUUGUUCCUGUUGGUUCUGUCGACUUGUCACACGCUCUUCUUCCACUCAAUUCCUUGCUCUUUCUCGAUUCCUACUCGUCUGUUCUCAAAAGCUGUUCCAUCCACAAUCCCUACGGCGGAUUCGGAUCACAACCUCAUCAUGCAGUCCGUCCAGGCCCCGGGCAGCUACGUCAGCCCCUACCGCGGAGUGGUCAAGCAUGGCGACAAAUUCAGUCACUUCGAUGUAUACGUUGACCCCGAGCACCAGAAGGAUGGAUAUUGGAUCUUCAGUCCUGGGAACGAAGAGCUCGCGUACCAGAGAGGUUUCCGAGCACCGGAGUUGCUCCUCCUGGCCGAACUCAGAGAACCAGGCAAGGGCGCUCCGGACGACAUCAAGCUUCGAUGGAUACCCGGCGCAAAGGACAUGUUCUUCCCAGAACGACACGUUAGUGCAAAGCAGCACAUUGCAGCGAUUGCCUUGGAGCGUCGAUUGUUUGGCUUACCCUCGUUGGAUACCAGCACUGUACCCGUCUAUCCUUGCGACUUUUAUGGAAAGCUGCUUCACCACCGUCGGGGCGUCACUACGGUGAGCUCUAAAUCGUGUAUAACGUGUCACAAGCAAAAGGAGCGCUGUGACAAGGCAGUACCGGACUGUAAGACUUGCGUUAGGCGAGGGAAAUUGUGCCAGUAUCCCCCAGACGGGCGAAUGAGGACCUUCUAUCAUCCCGCAAACAUAACUCCAGGGAGCCAGAAGUCAUCGAGGGCCUCGAAAUCCCAAAAAUCUCGUGCCGACAACAUGAAGCCAUCCGCGACGUCCAGCGGUUUUUCGGACAAUAAGAUGGAACGGGAGCCGUAUUCAAAGGUUGCCACGUUUCUGGCUGAGGUAAAGGAAGGUCCACAGCACAUGAUGGCAGCUGCAGAAACGGGCAAGACCAAUGCAUACACCUCCCGUGAGAUUGUCCAACCUUCACCGGUUUCCUCGCAGAGCAAGGGCACGUCUGUCGAACAGGGACGCCCACCGCAUUUUCAAGCAUCCAUAGCCGCACUCAUAGGCUACGACAGCUCGAGUGACGACGAAGCUGGUGCCGAUCUGCCAGAGGCCGAGCGAGGUCCUGCCGAGCUUGACGGUGUUGAUCACAUAACUCCAAGCCUGAACGACGACGCUGGUGUCGGUGUGCCAGAUUUGCCCAGUGUUGAUCAUACAUCUCCGAGCCCGAACAGCGAAGUUGAUAUCGGUCCGCCAGAGAUGGACGAAGAUCUCGCCGAGCUUGACAGAUUGUUCGGUGUGGUUCCCGUUUCGCUGGGCCUGAACGACUGCGCUGGCAUCGGCCUGCCAGCAUUCGAGGGAGCUCUCGCCGAGCUCGACAGCUUGUUCAAUGUUGAGUCCGCGUAUCUGGGCCUGAACUAUGACUACGGUGCCACACUUCCCGAUCUGGACUUCACCAUCAACGGUACUAUCGAUCCCCAACUGCUCGCCGCAACACCCUACUCGGAUAUGAUGGAAGGACUCACCCCACAGACCGAUGAAGUCGUGACGCCCGAAUCGCACGAGAAGGCCUGGGAAAUGGCACCAGAGGACGCCGCCAUCCUAAGGCAGAUCGGCGAAGACCUGGCGGUGGAAUUCGGGAAGGAAACCCUGAACCUGCCGAUUCCGUGCAUGGAUUGCGAACAGAUGGAGCAGCACACGGUGGAUUGCAACAUCAAUAGUGAGUUAUUGUUCCCCCAUCUUAGCCGGGUUCGGGCAUUGCCAUUCUGAGCCCGAUUCCUAUUCCUUUUGCACUUGAGCUUUUUACGAGAUUGGAGCUAAACAAGCAGAAUUCGGAGGGAGAUGAAGUGUUCCCCUGAGCAUCGGCGUUCGGGGGGUUGCAGUUGGAGGUGGAGGUGGAUGUGGUUUGGGAUGACGGGGAGGAGGCUUCGGUUCUGGGGGAUGGGGAAGAAGAGGGAGGGGAUGGGGAGGGCGAAGAGAGGGGGAGGAAAGAGAAUGAGAUGGAGUAGGGGAGUGUUGUGGUCGUUUUGGUGGUAGAGGAAGAGGCUGGGGAGUGGUGGUGUUUGCGGGGUUACGAUUAGACUGUGCCCCGGGGGUAAGGACGUACUCAUACAGCAAAGCAAAGCAGUAGUAAGCCACCAAGAUACCGAAUACAAGGAGUACGCCCAUCAGCAGAAAUGGACUAGCC
Molecule: messenger RNA, 2280 nt
Organism: Westerdykella ornata
Lineage: Eukaryota; Fungi; Ascomycota; Dothideomycetes; Pleosporales; Sporormiaceae
Exons: 1
Coding region: 267-1862 (531 amino acids)
Biological process (GO): regulation of DNA-templated transcription
Molecular function (GO): DNA-binding transcription factor activity, RNA polymerase II-specific; zinc ion binding
Source: RefSeq, a predicted model, not a curated record